UGACCAUUUCUAACGGUUUAAGGGAUAUUUUACUGUAUGAGUACUACAAACAAAAACAAAAAUUUCCAUAACGAUCAACGUCUGGGCAGUGUAUUUAUCAAUUUCGUUAUUUUAUCACAGAUUAUGCUAUCAGUUUAAUAGAUCUUAUCGUUAUGGGGCAAAUGAUUUUUGAUAUAGUUUACUCUGUGCAUUAUGGUUGACCAGACAGUCGUGUAUAUCUAUGCUGGUCACUACUGGUAAAUUCUGUGUUUAAAAUUAGUAUAGACUUAAUAUAGCUUCUAAAGCGUAUAUUUACGUCUGUAUAUUAAGAGACUAAAGAGCUAUGGAUGUUGUAACACGUGCUGUGUACACGUCACACGUGUCACGAGUUUCAUAACCUAUAAGGAUACGUAAGAGUAGCGUGUGGAAAGCAUGUUGUGAAAGUUGCCGAGUGUAAUAUACUUCGCCAACUCUCGGUUUUCGUGAUUUAGUCACGGAGCUUAGUGAGAUUAUACCUUUCCACUUAUGGUAUUUCAAUUAGAGAAUGGCGUUAGUAAAUAAAUUCCAAAGGAUAUCGAGAUCGUUUCUCGCCAUUGCUUCAAAUUAUUCAAAAUACAAAAGCGGCACAGUGUUGUCCUCUUGUCAAGCUAUAAGGCACACCUCGACCACACAACCACUUUCAGAGAAACAAGAGGUGAACAUAACAUUUGUUAAAGCAAGUGGCGAAAUAAUAAGAGCAAAAGGAAAAGAGGGGGAUACGAUUUUAGAUAUUGUAGUAAACAAUGAAAUAGAUUUGGAUGGCUUUGGAGCCUGUGAAGGAACUUUAACUUGUAGUACAUGCCAUUUAAUAUUUUCGAAAGAAGUUUAUGAUUCACUACCAGACAAACCAACAGAUGAAGAAUUGGACAUGUUGGAUCUAGCAUACGAAUUAACAGAUACGUCACGUUUAGGCUGUCAAAUAGUAAUGACUAAAGAAUUAGAUGGAAUUGAAGUGAGAGUGCCAUCAACGCUUAAUGACGCGAGAGCAUAAUCAUAUUUAUAGUCUAAUGCACUUAGAGUUGAAAAACUAAUUGUAAAAAUACCCACUUAAAUUUUGGAACUAAAAAUAGAAAAUAAGGAACAUUACUCUUUAAUGUAAAAUUAGUAUACACAUUGCGGAAUAUAUGGAAUAUUUUGUGUAAAAUACUUAUUAUUUAGUGUAUUACCACUAUAUAAGACUUACACAUAUACAGGAAUAUUAGAAUAUCUGCUUCAGAAUGUUGUCAAAAAUCAAAGUUCAAUGGUAAGUCAUAUGCUUGUGUAUACAUUAUGCAUGUAAGACAAAUUCAUUAAGGAUUAUCUAAAGAAACAAUCAGUACACAGAAAUGAGUGCAAUUAAAGUCCAGUUAUAU
Messenger RNA from Nomia melanderi (Alkali bee), 1370 nucleotides. It is a transcript of the gene Fdx2, whose product is annotated as Adrenodoxin-like protein 2, mitochondrial Ferredoxin 2. Gene Ontology annotation, biological process: P450-containing electron transport chain. Gene Ontology annotation, molecular function: electron transfer activity; 2 iron, 2 sulfur cluster binding. Lineage: Eukaryota; Metazoa; Arthropoda; Insecta; Hymenoptera; Halictidae. The record is from RefSeq and is a predicted model, not a curated record. Gene Ontology annotation, cellular component: mitochondrion.